AUGCUAUCAAGUACAGAGCCAGAGCAGGAGGGAGAAGUAGGGCGCUACCGAGCUCAACGGAUAGGACAGUGCACCACUAACCUGACGACACCGGAGCCAUGGAAGAAGGGCGGGACGGGAAGGAGGCCAAGUCUGAGAGUUCAGAGGACCGGGGCACGGAUCUGCGUCGUGUGGGGGCUCGUCGUCAUGGUCAUGGUCUACUCCGUCGGCCACGUCUCCGGGGCGCACUUCAACCCCGCCGUCACCAUCGCCUUCGCCGCCUGCCGACGCUUCCCGUGGAAGCAGGUGCCGUCCUAUGUGCUGGCUCAGGUGCUGGGGUCCACGCUGGCGAGCCUGACGCUGCGGCUGACGUUCGGCGGCGCGCACGGGCACUUGUCCGGGAUGACGCCGUCCGGUUCGAGCACGCAGGGGGUGGCGCUCGAGUUCAUCAUCUCCUUCUACCUCAUGUUCGUCGUCUCGGGCGUGGCCACGGACGACAGAGCAGUUGGUGACUUGGCUGGUCUCGCAGUUGGUGCCACCGUCGUGCUCAACGUGCUCUUUGCCGGGCCGAUCACGGGGGCGUCGAUGAACCCUGCGAGGAGCCUAGGGCCGGCGAUCGUCGCCUGCCGGUACGGCGGCGUGUGGGUGUACGUCGUCGGCCCGGUGUGCGGGACGGUGGCGGGAGCCUGGACCUACAACCUCAUCUGGCUCCCGUACAAGCCCAUCGCCAGGAGCGGGUCGACUGCGUCGUUCCUCAGACCGCUGUAAGGGAUUAAAAUUAGGAGAUGGAAAUUUUGCUUUAAUUUGACCCCAGUGGCAAUCAUAUUGUGAUGUUACAUGGUGAAAAAUGUACAUCCGCAUGGGUCUUUCUACCGAUAA
Triticum aestivum (bread wheat) is the source of this 858-nucleotide messenger RNA. Its product is annotated as aquaporin NIP1-2. The record is from RefSeq and is a predicted model, not a curated record. Gene Ontology annotation, molecular function: channel activity. Gene Ontology annotation, cellular component: membrane. The coding region runs from base 1 to 747 and encodes 248 amino acids. Lineage: Eukaryota; Viridiplantae; Streptophyta; Magnoliopsida; Poales; Poaceae. The transcript has 4 exons. Gene Ontology annotation, biological process: transmembrane transport.